UUACAAAUUUUUCCGGAUUUAAAAUACCAGAAUUGUCACGGAGAAGAAAGAAAAUUGCUGAAUUUUACGCAAUUCUACGCCAUUAAAAGCCAUUGUCCAAUGAAAUGCGAAUGUUUCCGGGAAAACGACGACCUCAGAGUCGAUUGUAAUCGAAAGGAAAUGAAGAAAAUACCCGAAUUUCUGAUCGAAAAUGCGACGGUCGUCGACUUGAGUAAUAAUUACAUAAGAGAAUUGUCAACUGUGGAUUCUCGAACGUGGAGCAAAGUCAGUCGUCUGCACCUGAGCAAUAAUUCUCUAUUGCAUUUUCCGGAUUGUGUUUUUUUGCCAAACGUAAAAUUUCUUUCAUUGGACGGAAACCGAUUAACUGAAUUGCCUUCCGGAUUAAUGAAUCUGAUCGACGUUUCUGCUGAAUUCACGGUGUACUUGUCGAGAAACAAUUGGUCUUGUGAUUGCCAUUCGCGAUUCACUAAAGACUGGUUGCUUCGAAACAAAAUGAAAAUUGCAGAUUUCUCGGAAAUUUCAUGCGAAAGAAAUUCGUCCGUUUUUUCUUUCACCAGUAUUAUUUCUAAUAAUCAAUGCAUGCAAAUUUCAGAAGAUAAUUUGAUGUCGAAAGAAAAUGUUUCUUGUACGAAUGGUGUGUGUUAAGAAGAAAUUUCUUCUACUUUUGGAUGGAAAAUAUGUUUGCUUUUCUACUGUUGUUCAGUUGGAUUAUGUUUGCUUUUUUUGUUUAUUGUCGUAAAAAAGAAAUGUAGAGAAAGUGGCAGAGCUCAAGGAAGAAGAAGUGAUUUAUUACAACGUUUACAACUUACAAUUUCUGUCAAUUCAAAUACAUGUAGUUUGAACGGUUUAAUGAAUAAUUUUCCACAAAAUGUUGUUGUUUCGCAUUCGCUUGUACAGAAAUUAAUUUUGUACACUUUCAAAUAUGCUGCGCUUUGAUAGUGAAUUUUGAUUAUGAAUUAUGUAGAAUAAUGUUUAUUAAUUACGUAAUAAAAUCAGUGAAUUUAGAA
Centruroides sculpturatus (bark scorpion) is the source of this 1007-nucleotide messenger RNA. Its product is annotated as leucine-rich repeat-containing protein 17-like. The coding region runs from base 100 to 645 and encodes 181 amino acids. Gene Ontology annotation, molecular function: protein binding. The transcript has a single exon. The record is from RefSeq and is a predicted model, not a curated record. Lineage: Eukaryota; Metazoa; Arthropoda; Arachnida; Scorpiones; Buthidae.